CAGUCAAGCAUGGCGUUUGUGUACAGCGUUAGUGCGUUGUUGUCAAUUUUAGUUUCAAUAUUCCAGUUUUGAUGUUAUUUUACCGAUUUCGAAAGGAAUAUUCAGGUAUAUUUGUACCCCUAUUUCGUGUAAAUACAUAAAGCAAGUGCCUGAAUUGCUUUUGAUGAAUGCAAUUUGCCAAUAUUUUCUGUUGAAAUUAUGACCUUGAAACGUCGUGCCAGCCCAACAUAAAUUCCAUUGGCGGCGCGUUUGAAAUUCAUAUUCUGGAUCUGUAAGGGGAAUUAUUUAAACAUUUACUAUGGAUAAGUCUGGAAGGAUCAGAGAAGCAACUCUGGAUGUAGUUAUCGAGGAUAAUCCAGGUUCACCUCAAUAUAUGAUACAAAGAGUCCCUGGAAACGCCCAAAUCCUCACUUCAGAAUUAUUGCAACAGCAACAUGGACUUGUGGUUGAUCUUGGAGGAAAUGAUUUCAUUCCAGUUAGCUAUUCCUCUGAGGAUUUGCUCUCACAGGAUUUGACUGAAGAGGAUAGAAAUCUAGCUGCAGCCUUGGUGGCUGUACAACUUAGCCAACAGCAAAAACAACAACAAAUCCAAGAUAGCACUUUGCCAUCUCUUGUUGCAGGAGCUGAUCAGCAAUUGAUAAUCAGUGAAAAGGCAGGUGGCCAGAGUUUUUUACGCAUUGUGAACUCGGAUAAUAUUUAUGUUGAACAACAUUCUUUACCGAAGAUCGUUGAAAGUGUUAAAUUUGCUGAAACUGAACAGCAACUGCAGGAGGAAGAAGAUGAAAUGCAAAAGAUCUCUACUUCCAAUAUAAAACAGGAAGAAGAAAAAAUCGAUUCAGAUGGAGAAACUUUCAGGAAUGAACAACGUAGUGCGAAGAAAAGUUUACCGCAUAAAAAGCGCAUUUCGAAGAAGCUCACCAAAAAGAGUGCCGCUAUGUCUGUCAAACAAAUCGUUUGUAACCUGUGCGAACAGGCAUUCGAUUCCAAUGAUGAGUUUGCGCAGCACGAGCUUUUAUGCCAAACCACAAUCACUCCUGUCCACCAGGCACCAAAUGCAUUCAAUUGCCAGAUUUGUAAUGAACCAUUUACUGAACAGUUGAAGUUUUUCGAACAUCUGAAGAGACAUUAUGAGCCGGGUGGGGGUGGCUUGCCGACGAAGCCCCCCAAACAGACCCCGGAAAAGAAAGCGUCGCCUGAAAAGGUCCCACCAGCCGACAGCGAGAGACAGGAAAGCUUACUAUCCAGCUUACUGAAUUUGACGUGCAUCGAAUGCAACAAAACGUUCAGGAGACAGAAGACCUUUGAAGCUCAUAUGAGGGAUAUACAUACUAGUAAAAACGAGCCAUUAGAUGAAUUUAGUGAACCUGAAGAUCUUAUGGAAGGUAUAAAUGUUGUGGUGGAAACAAAUGAACCCCCUGACGACGAAGAUGACUCAAAGGCUUGGUACAGAGAAGAAGAGCUCCAUCAGACAGAAGAAGACUUGAAAGAACUGGAGGCCGGGACCGAUCAUGUGUGUCAUUUAUGUAACCAGCCAUUUCCGCUCAGGGCAAUUUUACUUCAGCAUCUUGUUACAUGUAGAACGACUACCGGAAAUACAGAAUCGGCUCCGUUGGCGGUGGUGAAGAAAAUCAACAAGAAGAAUAAGAAGAAAUCGUCGCACGAGUGCAACGAAUGCGAGCGCGUCUUCACCCACAAGAACUCGCUCGUCUACCACAUGCGCAGCCACACCGGCAUCCGGCCGCAUCAAUGCGACCAGUGCGGCAAGAGCUUUUUCGCCUCGAGCGCCUUGAAGGUCCACCUGCGACUCCAUUCCGGCGACAAGCCGUACAGCUGCGAGCACUGCGGCAAACGGUUCAGACAGUGGGGCGACCUCAAGUACCACAUCACGUCGCUGCAUUCGGCCGAGAAGAACUUCCAGUGCGAGUACUGCGGCAAGGAGUUCGCCAGGAAGUAUUCGCUGGUCGUCCAUCGUAGAAUACAUACGGGCGAGCGCAACUACAAGUGCGAGUUCUGCGGCAAGACGUUCCGCGCUUCCUCCUACCUGCAGAACCACCGCAAGAUCCACACCGGCGAGAAGCCGCACUCUUGUGGCGUGUGCGGCAAGCCGUUCCGCGUGCGGUCGGACAUGAAGCGCCACCAGCGGACGCACAUGAAGGGGCCCGGCGGAGCGAAGCUGUCGCGGUCGCUGUCGAAGGUGGAGAAGCACGAGGUGGUGGAAGAGGAGGUGGAGGAGGAGGAGCUGAGCAGCGAGCUGCACAUCGAGGACGAGGAGGCGGCCGGCCAGCUGCUCACCGAGUACGCCGAGGAGGAGAUCGACGGCGAGCGGACGGUCAGGCUGCCGACCAGCCGGAACGUGUACAUCAAUGGUCACGAACUAUUUUUAGUGACUUACCCCAACGAGAUAAGAACUGCAGAUCCUCAACAAACUGCUACUUCUACUUGGGUUCAUGCCUCAAAUGCAUGAGGACCUCAAUGACAUUUUUAUUAAUUGAUUCAUUUCUCAAAUUUUAGAUUGAAAUAUUAGCAAUAGUAUGUAGAUUGUAUGUAAUACAAUAAGCACUUUCAUUUAAUGUAUAUAAUAUAUAAAUAUCUUAUUUCUUAUG
This is a messenger RNA of Phaedon cochleariae (mustard beetle), 2603 nucleotides long. NCBI's taxonomy places the organism in Eukaryota, Metazoa, Arthropoda, Insecta, Coleoptera, Chrysomelidae. The record is from the annotation of a GenBank genome assembly.